Phaethon lepturus (White-tailed tropicbird) is the source of this 867-nucleotide messenger RNA. RefSeq names its product Rab geranylgeranyltransferase, beta subunit (gene RABGGTB). Lineage: Eukaryota; Metazoa; Chordata; Aves; Phaethontiformes; Phaethontidae. Gene Ontology annotation, biological process: protein geranylgeranylation. Gene Ontology annotation, cellular component: Rab-protein geranylgeranyltransferase complex. Gene Ontology annotation, molecular function: Rab geranylgeranyltransferase activity. The record is from RefSeq and is a predicted model, not a curated record. The transcript is spliced from 7 exons. The annotation marks the transcript as partial.
GGGACGCCGCAAAAGGAUGUUAUAAUAAAACCCGAUGCCCCAAGCACAUUACUUUCGGAGAAACAUGCGGACUAUAUAGCUUCAUAUGGAACAAAGAAAGAUGAUUAUGAAUACUGUAUGUCGGAGUAUUUGAGGAUGAGUGGUGUUUACUGGGGGCUGACAGCAAUGGAUCUCAUGGGGCAGCUGCACCGAAUGAACAAAGAAGAAAUUUUGGCAUUCAUCAAAUCGUGUCAACAUGAAUGUGGUGGAAUAAGUGCCAGCAUAGGUCAUGAUCCUCACCUUCUGUAUACCCUCAGUGCUGUCCAGAUUCUUAUCUUAUAUGAUAGUCUCCAUGUUGUUGAUGUAAAUAAAAUUGUUGAAUAUAUACAGAACUUGCAAAAAGAAGAUGGAUCAUUUGCUGGGGACAAAUGGGGAGAAAUAGAUACAAGGUUCUCCUUCUGUGCUGCCGCAACUCUUGCACUUCUGGGAAAGCUGGAUGCUAUUGACGUGGGGAAGGCAGUAGAAUUCGUUUUGUCCUGUAUGAACUUUGAUGGAGGAUUUGGUUGUAGACCAGGUUCCGAAUCCCAUGCAGGACAGAUCUAUUGUUGCACAGGAUUUCUGGCUAUAACAGACCAGUUGCAUCAAAUAAAUGUUGACUUGCUGGGUUGGUGGCUUUGUGAACGUCAGUUACCUUCUGGAGGUCUCAACGGACGACCAGAGAAGCUACCUGAUGUAUGUUACUCAUGGUGGGUGCUAGCAUCUUUGAAGAUGAUUGGUAGGUUACAUUGGAUUGACAGAGAGAAACUGCGCUGCUUUAUUUUGGCUUGCCAGGAUGAGGAAACUGGAGGAUUUGCUGACAGACCAGGAGAUAUGGUAAAUAAUCCUUUA